Messenger RNA from Acanthoscelides obtectus, 1394 nucleotides. The record is from the annotation of a GenBank genome assembly. NCBI's taxonomy places the organism in Eukaryota, Metazoa, Arthropoda, Insecta, Coleoptera, Chrysomelidae.
AUGGCAGUUGCAGCAGCGGGUCCCGUGCUCACAGUCAAUCCCAAGGAGAACGAGUGGGAAGUUUUCUUCAAAAGGUUAGAGCAGUAUUUUAUAGUACACGGGGUCACUGAAGAAGCUGACAAGAGAGCUCAUUUGCUGUAUAGUUUGUCUGAGGAGGCGUAUAUUUUAUUAGAAAAUUUAUGUAUGCCGCAAAAGCUGGAAGAAACCCCAUACCAAGACAUAGUUCAGUUAUUGUCUAACUACUAUGGUAAAACUGCUGUUGUAUGGGUCGAAAGGCAGAAGUUUUAUAGUGCAUCCAAAUCAGGAAAUGAGACGGCACUAGAAUGGAGUGUACGACUUAAAGGUUUAGCUCGCUAUUGCAAUUUUGGUCAACAGCUUGAGUCCAAGCUAACGGACAUUUUUGUUACGCAGUUCAAUCCUGGGAAGGUGAGAACUGAAUUAUUCAGCCUAAACGAGAACACCACCUUAAAUAACGCUGUUGAAAAGGCCAAAAUUAUCGAAGCAACGCUAGUAAUAAGAGACCCAGUUGGUGAAGUUAAAAGCGAGGUCUUAGAAUCCGAUGUUUUUCGAAUUAGACAAAAUAAUUCAAAUGUUGGUGCCACUGCCGAUCAACAUCAAGAUCCUCAACGGUAUCAUAGAGGGACAGCAGUACCUGCAGCGCAGCGGAGCCAAGGAGGCACGCGCAGGAGUGGGGGCAACAGCUCAAACAUGGCGCUGCAGCAGCUACAGCCGUUCACAUCGUCUGGUCGCUCUCCGGGCUGUUUCCGCUACGGGAGGAACCACAACAGUAAUGGGUCAUCACAGUGUGGUGUGUAAAAAGAAAAAACAAUCCUCACCUAAGCACGUUAAUUAUGUUUUUCCUAAUAAUGAUAUUGCUGAGGAUUAUACAGACGUUUUUUCAUCCCCAGUUCUAAGUAUUUCUAGCUUAGGAAGCAACAAUGAUGUGCCACUAUAUAUCGAUAUUUUAGUUGAGAAUGUCAUGUUGAAAUUUGAACUUGACAGUGGAUCAGCUGUUAGUGUUUUGCCACUUCAUGUUUACAAAACAUAUUUUGGUGCUCACGUCAUGAAAAAAACAAAUGUUUCCUUGAUUAAUUUUUCUGGCAAUAAGAUCAUCCCACAUGGCACAAUCAACUUAAAUGUUAAAUUUAAUUUCAAAGAUAGCAUCCUACGCUUUUUUGUUGUUGAUGGUAACAAUCCAUUGCUCCUAGGUCGAGAUUUUAUUAGGAAUUAUAAUAUGGGAUUUAGAGAAAUUCAUUAUUUGAACAACGAUGCUGUUGAUGCUCUAUGUAAUGAGUUUCCUGGCGUUUUUGCAACCAAUUUGGGAAGGUUCAACAAGUGUAAGAUCUCCAUAAAUAUUAAACUUGAUGCAAAUCCCAUUUUCCAUAAACCUAGAC